CUUCGACUUCAGUUCCUCUCAACAAGAGCAAUCUCAGAUUCUUUCCCCGCAUUCUCCACGGUCUUGGCCGGAUGCCGGCACUAAACCAUCCCAUGAAACAAAUGGACUGACAUCUGACGAUGCGUUACGCAGGAUACGUCCGCGUGGACUGAUUCUGGCGGACUAUGAAAUGUCCGCGGCCAAUCCUACGUCCGCUCCGCAUACACUUGCGCGUCUACCUUGGCGAAGCGUUGGAUGAAAUGGCCGACCUACAUCCGUGGUCGGAGAAGUCCUGAGGAAUCGACGAUUACAAAAGACGGCAUGCUUCAAGAGUCUGCAUAAUUGCUUCUCACCGCAUCCUCACCACCCAACCCCCAGUCGAACCAAUCUCCUGCAUCCCCCACCAUGUCUCCUAGCGCGCUUGCUUCCAAGAAGGCGUACAGCAUCGCCUCCAUUCCUGCCGAUGGAAUUGGCCCCGAGGUUGUCGAGGCCGGUAUCGAGGUCUUGAAGGCUCUGGCCGACACGCUUCAGACCUUUGAGCUUGACUUUACUCACUACGACUGGAGCUCUGAUACCUUCAAGAAGACGGGGAAGUACAUCCCCGACAACGGUUUGGAGGAGCUUAAGAAGCACGACGCCAUCCUCUUUGGCGCCGUCGGUGCCCCUGAUGUCCCUGAUCACAUUUCUUUGUGGGGCCUUCGCCUGGCAAUUUGCCAGCCCUUCCAACAGUAUGCCAAUGUCCGGCCGACCAAGGUCCUGAAGGGCACCCAGUCACCCCUCCGCAACUGCAAGACGGGCGACCUUGACUGGGUCAUCAUCCGCGAGAACAGUGAGGGAGAGUACGCCGGUCAAGGCGGCCGCUCCCACCGCGGCCGGGCCUGGGAGACAGCUACUGAGGUUUCCAUCUUUACCCGCCAUGGAAUUACUAGGCUCAUGCGCUUUGCCUUCGAGACUGCUCAGAAGCGACCUCGCAAACUGAUCACUGUCGUUACCAAGAGCAAUGCUCAGCGAAACGGCAUGGUGCUGUGGGAUGAGGUUGCCGCUGAGGUCGCCACCGAGUUCCCUGAUGUCACAGUCGACAAGAUGCUUGUUGACGCCAUGACUACCCGAAUGGUCCUGAAGCCCGAGACUUUGGAUACCAUUGUCGCCACCAACCUGCACGCUGAUAUUCUCUCUGAUCUGGCAGCCGCCCUGGCUGGUUCCAUUGGCAUUGCCCCUACCAGCAACCUUGACCCGACGCGCGAGAACCCGUCCAUGUUCGAGCCCAUCCACGGCUCUGCCUUUGACAUCACCGGAAAGGGCGUCGCCAAUCCUGUGGCUACCUUCUGGACCGCUGCCGAGAUGAUGACUUGGCUGGGUGAGGAAGAGGCCUCGCUCAAGUUGAUGCAGUGUGUCGAGAACGUGUGCGAUGCGGGUGUUCUAUCAGCUGACCUGGGUGGUACUGCAACAACAAAGGAGGUGACGGCUGCAGUGGUGGCGGAGAUUAAGAAGACGCUUGUCAAGUCAAUCUAGACAAAGGUUCUGAAAGCGAUACAAGGAAACAUGAUAGACGUGGAGAAUUGCGCUCUUUGGAUUAUCGAGGGUAGUUAAGUGUAUAAAAUUGAUGUUCUAUGGGGUGCUUCUAGUUUCUGCUCCCUUCUUUGACACAA
Molecule: messenger RNA, 1628 nt
Organism: Ilyonectria robusta
Lineage: Eukaryota; Fungi; Ascomycota; Sordariomycetes; Hypocreales; Nectriaceae
Exons: 3
Coding region: 385-1491 (368 amino acids)
Molecular function (GO): NAD binding; magnesium ion binding; oxidoreductase activity, acting on the CH-OH group of donors, NAD or NADP as acceptor
Source: RefSeq, a predicted model, not a curated record